Molecule: messenger RNA, 363 nt
Organism: Caenorhabditis briggsae
Lineage: Eukaryota; Metazoa; Nematoda; Chromadorea; Rhabditida; Rhabditidae
Gene: Cbr-spp-15
Product: Protein CBR-SPP-15
Exons: 2
Coding region: 1-363 (120 amino acids)
Source: RefSeq, a predicted model, not a curated record
AUGAAGCUUCUAUAUCGUUUUUUGCUAGCUACAGUUGUGAUUUUUUUCGUGGUUUCGACUGUUGACAGCUCGAAGAGAUUGCACACGGAUACAUCAAAACCAUUGUGUGGACUAUGCGUCAAUAUUGUGAAUCAGCUUGAUAAGGUUUUAGAGCACGGAGGUGAUAUUGAAGAGGCUGUUGACAAGUUCUGCAAAGAAGAUGUUCCAUCUUUCAUGGUUGAUAUGUGUGAGAAAGUGAUCGAAAAGAAUCUGGAAGUCAUCAUCGAGAAGCUCAAGAAUCACGAAGCCGCUGAGAAGAUCUGUACUGACAUCUUCCUUUGCCGUACCCCGAAAAAGUAUUAUUUCUUGGAAACUGAAAAGUAA